Messenger RNA from Dioscorea cayenensis subsp. rotundata (Guinea yam), 768 nucleotides. Its product is annotated as polygalacturonase inhibitor 1-like. The transcript has a single exon. Lineage: Eukaryota; Viridiplantae; Streptophyta; Magnoliopsida; Dioscoreales; Dioscoreaceae. The record is from RefSeq and is a predicted model, not a curated record. The coding region runs from base 1 to 768 and encodes 255 amino acids. Gene Ontology annotation, molecular function: protein binding.
AUGACAAAAACUGCUCUACUAAAAAUCAAGAACUCGUUUGGCAAUCCUCCUGAGCUAUCUUCAUGGACUCAAACCUCAGACUGCUGCACUGAAUGGGCCGGUGUGAGCUGUGAUCUUGCCUUAGGCCAAGUCCUCUCUUUAAACAUCUCCAACACCAAGAACAUCUCCGGCCCGAUCCCCGACUCCAUCGGAGACCUUCCCAUCCUCUCCUACAUUACUCUCCACAAUCUCCCUUAUCUCACCGGCCCUCUUCCUCCCUCACUCACCAACCUCAGUCUCCUCAAAACACUAACCAUCACUUACACCGCCCUCUCCGGCCCUUUACCUUCAUUCAUCACCACAUUCACUCAACUCUCCGAGUUCAACCUCUCCCAUAACAAAAUCUCCGGCAACCUCCCUGUCUUCCCUGGUGAUAAUACAUACUUCUCCAUUGAUCUAAGCCACAACUACUUAUCCGGUGUCAUCCCUUCUUCUCUGUUUUUAGGUGUACUCACAAACCCAAUUCUUGAUAUCUCUUUCAACAUGCUCACUGGCAUGAUACCAAGUUCUUUAGGUAAGAUCAACUUCAGCUGGCUCAACAUGGCUCAUAACCAGCUCAAAGGUGAUGCUUCUUUUCUCUUUGGAGCUUCCAAAUGGGCUCAGUUGAUAGAUUUAUCAUGGAAUGAGCUUGAAUUCAAUAUGUCUUCUUUGACGUUUUCUCCGGAUUACCUUCAAAGUUUGGACUUGAGUCAUAAUGAGAUUAAUGGGAGUAUUAACAAAGCAGAUUAG